Wasmannia auropunctata (little fire ant) is the source of this 1818-nucleotide messenger RNA. RefSeq names its product leucine-rich repeat-containing protein let-4-like. Gene Ontology annotation, cellular component: extracellular matrix. NCBI's taxonomy places the organism in Eukaryota, Metazoa, Arthropoda, Insecta, Hymenoptera, Formicidae. The transcript is spliced from 2 exons. Gene Ontology annotation, molecular function: protein binding. Bases 64 to 1542 code for a protein of 492 amino acids. The record is from RefSeq and is a predicted model, not a curated record.
AGUGCAGUCCUUGAGGAAACUUCACUACGAAUAAAGUUUACAAGUUUUAAUAACAUUGUAAAAAUGAGAUUGAUUAUUAUGAGUUUGAAGUUUGUCUUCACAAUCAUCUUUUUUUCACAAUUAUCAACUGGUUGGUCCACACACAGAGCCAACAAAAUUUACGAUGGCACAGAAUUUCCAAGCUACAUGGAUGACUCGCUACAAUUACUUCGGCAUCUCUGUGAAGAUGACAUGAUUUUUUUAAAUUUCUCCAACGCAGUGAUCUCAAAUAUCAACCGGGAUUUCAUCAGCAGUCCUUUAAUUACCUGCCUUGCUCUUGCGGACAGUCAUAUUGAAAAAAUUGAAAGAGACGCCUUCAACAAACUACCAAAUUUAACUCAACUGUUUCUUUCUAACAACAGAUUAUAUGAUCUCUUUAAUUUUGGAGGUCACAAUAAAUUAAACGUUCUUGUUAUGAACAGUGCAGUCAUCGGCUAUAAUUAUGCAGAAGUAAAGAUUUAUGACGAAUAUCCCAAUUUAGAAAUUUUAUCUCUUCGUAAAAAUAAUAUUCGCAAUUUAGAAAUUUUAUCUCUUCGUAAAGAUGAUGUUCACAAUUUGGAGUUUAAAUUUUCUUUUCCUGCUUAUCCGAGAACUACAGUAAUUACGCAAAAGAUCCUAUUUCCAAAAUUAAAAGCCCUGGAUCUCUCUGAAAAUAAAAUGGAAAUCAGUAACUUUGUAGAACUGCUACCGAAUAGUUUAUAUUUUCUUGAUCUUCACGAUAAUUUGCUUUAUUUCUUAAAUUUAAGCAAUAGAACAAAUAAAUUGUUUGCAUUGAAUUUGGAUAAUAAUCGUUUCAAUUCUAUUAAGAAUUGGGACAGGGAUUAUAGUCUAUCGGUGGUUGGUUUGAAAGAUUUACAAUAUCUCUCAGUUUCCACAAAUAAGAUUAAUAUUAUUGACUCAGAUGCUUUCGUGGACAAUGAUAAAUUGCUUUACAUAAAUUUAUCCACAAAUCACAUAAAGAAUUUACAUUCAAAGACAUUUGCAAACUUGCAGUAUUUAAAAACGCUCGAUUUAAGUUUUAAUCAACUCGAAGAUGUUCCGCAGAUGUCAAAUGAAAUAGAAAUCAACACUUUAUAUAUUAAUUACAACAACAUAACGGAGCUAAUCUCACAUACCUUUGUGCAAAUGCCGAAAUUGACGAAAUUAUUGUUGGCAGGAAAUCGAAUUAAUAAGAUUAAUGUAAAUGCGUUCGCUCAUCUUUCCGUCCUAGAGAAAUUAGAUCUGUCGAAAAAUAUGUUAAGUUCUCUGCCGAAUGGAUGGGCGGAAUCUCUUGUAUCUCUGAAAUAUUUAGAUUUGAGCGAUAAUAAAUUCACUUCGCUGGAGUUUUUAUCACUGACAAAGGCGUUGCCAGUGAUAGAAAUAUAUUUAACGAUGAACCCAUUAGAGCAUUUAAAUGUUAAAUAUUUCGAGAAUUUACCAUUGAAUCUCACUAUUAACUUGAUAAACAUUUGCAAAAUAGAUAAUAAAAAUUGUAAAAAAUUGGUAAAUUAUGAAGAAUUUUGAUCAAAUUAAAAUGUUAAUACUGAUGUUGACCUAAAACAAUAUGAUCUAUUGGUUUAUGUUAUGUAGAAAUAAUAAAAUUUAAAAUAAUAAUGUAAAAUUUUUUCUAUGCUGCAUUAAAUUUAUCAACCUAUACAUAUAAGUAGUUCGUAAUCUUAUAUUAUAUCUACAUAAUACAUUAUAGAUCAAUAUCAGUUUCGACUACAAUCUUUGUUAAUAACAUUUCAAAAAAAUUUUUUAAUAGUUAUUACGCAUAGUUUAAUAAUUUCACUGUGAAAU